Hyposmocoma kahamanoa is the source of this 3243-nucleotide messenger RNA. Its product is annotated as putative leucine-rich repeat-containing protein DDB_G0290503. The transcript is spliced from 20 exons. The record is from RefSeq and is a predicted model, not a curated record. Lineage: Eukaryota; Metazoa; Arthropoda; Insecta; Lepidoptera; Cosmopterigidae.
AGUUAAUAUUGUAAUCACUUUAUAAUUAAUUAUAUGCAUUUCAAUAUCACUCAUUGUUGUACGGAGUACAUUUUUUAGUCAAGUGUAGUAAUGUCUUAUGAGCCAGACGAAGCGAGGAUCGAAGAGGUUAAAGAAACGCCGCGUUCCCCGAAAUGCCGGAUACCGCAACGCUGUCCACCGCUGCGGUCAAGGACCCAAAGUAGCAAAAUGACACGCAAUGUAGAGGAUCACUUGCAUUCGCCGAAACCUAAUAAUAACGACGUUCGCUUUACCUCACCAACCCCACGCAUGGUAACGAAGUGCACAAUUUCUAGACCACGUUCUACAGAGAAUCGGGCACGAUCCGCUCAAAAUCAUGAGGAAAAAACAAAGAACAUGGCCCCGCACCGUUGUUCGGUAUCGGACCGAGUCAGGCGCCAAUCUCCAGCUGCGAACAAAAAAGUACUGAGUAAAAGGCCAGAAGUAUCAUCUCUCAUUUCGAAAAAUCAAGCUACAAAUCUCCAGCAAAAGAUGCACGUGAUGCAUUCUAAGCAGCAACUACAAGAUGUACCAAAAGAGUACGAUGAGUCAGAGCUGGACCACGAUUUUAAUGAAAUGGUUUUAAAUGCCACUGAAGAAGACGAACACACACAAGAUAUGCCAUCUGUGACAGAAGUAAUGCUUGAUUGGCAAGAGAAAAAAAUGAUAUUUGAUAAAAUGAAAAGUGAACUGGAAUCUCGACAGAAUGAGAUUAUGGACUUGUAUGCCGUUCUAAAGAAAGAUAAAAGAGCAAUGUCCGCUCAUGGUCACCAAUUACCUUCCACUGAAGAAUUAAAGAUUAUGAACGUGGCAAGAAUGUCUUCCUGUCAAUUAUUUCAGCUUUACACAGGCUCUAAAAAGAUUGAAGGUAAGUUUUGAAAGGGCAAUUUAAAUAUUGACGUAAAUAAGUUUUACAAUAUGCCUAAUAAUAUAAUUGGUGUUUGCGACCAGACGUUAAUAAAAAGAAAAGAAAUUAUCGAUUGGUUUGAGACUUUGAUAAAAGAAGAAAAGGGUAUAAGUACAUACAAACUUACAAAGAAAAUUAACCAAUUCAAUGCAGAAAAUGAAGUACUCAAAAAUUCAUUACAAACCGUGAAAGCUGCACUUUUUCUGGAACUUGACGAAAUUGUGGGUUACUUGAAGAAAAGCGUGAACGAGACCAUAGCCUUUCAGCUGCGGACGGAAGAUCUGACUUAUGAGUUAUCGGAACUAAAUUCAUUGAACGCUGACCUACGGAAACAACUUCAUACCGCUGAUAACAUGAAGUCACCUACAAUUAAAUAUAAAAUUCAGGAAUUAGAGAAAGAACUAAAGGAGGAGAAAUGCAACAAAAAAAUGAUCAGAGAUAGAUUAACUCGGGCAGAAGGUCAACUAAAAAUUGGCAAUGACCGCGUGACGCACCUCGAAGCUGCAUUGGAACAGGCUCGCCAACAGAAUUGGACACUAGAACGUACCGUGCAACAACUAAAUGACCAGAACCAAAAAUUACAAUCAGAAUUUGACAAAGAGUUAAACAAAUUCACUGAGUCAAUAAGAGUGAACACCGUGCAUCUCGAAGAAAUCGCAAUGGCGCGAGAGAAACUGCAAAUAGAAAAAGAAGACCUUGAGAAGCGUUUAGAAAAGUUAUCGGACACAUACAACAAAUCGCUGGAAAAGAUGCAACGGGAAGCUGAUCUCAACUCAGAGAAACUUGCAGAAGCUGAAAAGAAGUUUGAUGACGAAAAAGAAGAUAGACAAAAUUUGGACACAAAACUUAAUAAUAUAUGUGCACAACUGUUUGAAUUGGAGUUACGUUACAAAGAUACAUUAAAUCAAUUGCAAGAGAAGGAUAUUCAGUACAAUGAAGCCAUAAAUAGCAAAAAUCAACUAGAAGCUGCAGCACAAAAAGAAGUUUUAACAGUUACACAAGAACUGGAAGCUGCUAGACAAGACUUAGAAUUAGCUAAUAUAGAACUUGAUGAUUAUAGAAAACGUUUAAUGAAUCAGGGUGAUACUAUACGGGAAAUAGAGCACAACUUAAAAGAAACCAUUAGCUUGGAGAAGAAUUUGACAAAUGAACUUAAAAGAAAAGAAGAGUACAUUGAGGAACUCGUUAAAAAACAAACUAUUUUAGAACAACAACUACAGGAAGGUGAAUCGAAGAUGGAAUCCUACGAAAAGCAAAUGACAUGUCUUAAAGAAAAUAUAAGUAAAUUAAGAAAGGAUUUCGGAGAAUUUGAAAAUUUGACUCAACUUCAUGAUAUGAUGAACCAACAACGUACAAAAUUGUUAGAGGCAACUCUACAGUGUAGCAAAUUAGCGAAUGCACUUGAAAUGAAAGAUCUUGAACUUGAAGGUCACUUACAACAUAUAACUGAACAAGAAGCCAUCUUAGAUCGACGCGAUGGUCUAGUUAAACUUUUAAAAGAUAAAGAAGUAGAUCAAAAUAAUAUGAUAAAAUUGUUAAAAGACAACUUGGAAAUGCGCGCUCAAGCAGACACCGAUUUAAGUCAACAAAUCGUACAUAAGAACCGAGAAAUCGAAACUCAUAUCGCAAACUUGGAAACAAGUAAACAACAAAUAUUACAAUUAGAAAAAAUCAUUCUUGGUUUAGAAGAUCAAUUGCGGAAAAUAAACUCGCUAAGAAGAAAAGAUCAAGAGAGAAUAAAUUUAUUAGACAAAACACUGAAUGAACUUGAAGCUAGUCAUACAGAAUCCAACCGUUAUAUGGACACUCCUGUAGAUAACCUUGAUGACUUAAUUAAAAUACUUGAGGACGAAUUAGGUACGUCGUGUCAACGCGAGUUUGAAGACCGACAGGUAAAAAUUCUAAAAAAGCAGUACUUUGAAGAUCGAAACAAGGAAAAACUUGACAAAUAUGAACAUCAGGAUGGAGAUAAUUCUUUGUACCAAGCGGAGCACGACAAAAUGCCUACAAAAAUUGUAAUGGGCAAUUUUGUCAAAAAGACAUACUUGACAUCAAGCGACGAAAAAUAUAAAGGGGAACUCGAUCACAAGAAAGCAAUUACAAGUAUCGAUGCGCAGAACUGGGUACCCCUUCAUGCGGAAACUGAGUACGCUAUAACUUCCGGUUCAAAUGUAGACAUGCUACUACCCCACAGAAGAACGAUUCCGACAGCGCAAAUUAAAGACCAAUGUUUGUCGAGAAAGUUCCAGUUACUGACUUCUAAUCAACGUGAUGAAAAAAAGUGCAAAAUGUUUAAAUUGGCUGGGCAUAGGCUCUAA